This is a messenger RNA of Penicillium lagena, 705 nucleotides long. Its product is annotated as glutathione S-transferase family protein. The record is from RefSeq and is a predicted model, not a curated record. Lineage: Eukaryota; Fungi; Ascomycota; Eurotiomycetes; Eurotiales; Aspergillaceae. The transcript has a single exon. The coding region runs from base 1 to 705 and encodes 234 amino acids.
AUGCCUCUGACGCUUCAUCACCUGGGCCUCUCCCAAUCCGAGCGCAUCAUCUGGCUCGCUGAAGAACUCGGCGUCGACUACAGAUAUGUUUUUCACAAGCGCGACCCCAUCUUUGCCCCGCAGUCACUCAAGGACCUCCAUCCCGCCGGCACAGCCCCGGUAAUGGAGGAUGACCCAUCCCCCAUUACCAACUCCAAGAUCGUGCUGGCUGAAUCAGGGGCCAUCAUUGACUACAUCAUCGCCGUCCAUGGGAAUGGGCGUCUGGCACUCACGCCAAAGGACGGUGCCGACUACCCUCAAUUCCUGGAAUGGUAUCAUUUUGCCAAUGGGAGUCUCCAGCCAACUCUAUUCCGAGUCAUGAUGGCUCGAGGUUCAGACCCGAACUCUCCGGUUGUCGCGCGCACAUUGGACAAGUGGCUCCAGCAUCUCGCUAUGCUUGAUGCCCGGUUAGCUGAGACGGGGGCCUACCUUGCCGGAAAAAAUCUCACAGCUGCAGAUAUCAUAAUCUUUUUCACCUUGACGACUAUGCGGGGCUUUUGUCCGGUGGAUUAUGAUACGGAUAAGCAUAGGCAUCUCCUCGCUUACUUGAAGCGUGUUUCUGAGCGCCCGGCGUACCAGAAGGCGAUGAAGAUUUGUGAAGGCGAUGAUUUCAAGCCGUUGCUGGGCCCCAAGGCUGAGCCAUGGGCUAUUAUGAAGAAGCUGUAA